Messenger RNA from Hibiscus syriacus, 1730 nucleotides. RefSeq names its product tetracycline resistance protein, class D-like. The transcript has 14 exons. The record is from RefSeq and is a predicted model, not a curated record. Gene Ontology annotation, molecular function: transmembrane transporter activity. The coding region runs from base 14 to 1354 and encodes 446 amino acids. Gene Ontology annotation, biological process: transmembrane transport. NCBI's taxonomy places the organism in Eukaryota, Viridiplantae, Streptophyta, Magnoliopsida, Malvales, Malvaceae.
GAGAGAAAGAGAGAUGGAUCCGAAGAGUCUAAGGGGAUUGGGCCAUCUAUUCGUGACAGUAUUCCUGACAGGUUUUGCAACUUUAAUCGUAUCUCCGGUCAUUACCGACGUCACGAUGGCCGCCCUUUGCCCUGGUUCCGAUGAAUGCUCCCUCGCCAUCUACCUCUCCGGGUUUCAACAAGCCGUAACAGGAGUAGGGACGACCUUGAUGUUGCCAAUUAUCGGGAAUCUGUCGGAUCAGUAUGGGAGAAAGGCUCUACUAACCUUACCUAUGGUUUUGUCCAUCAUUCCCUCCGCUAUAUUGGCAUGCAACAGAACAACCGGUUAUUUUUACGCCUAUUAUGCCUUAAAGAUUCUCACUGCCAUGAUCUGUCAAGGCAGCAUUAACUGCAUUGCUCUUGCGUAUUUGGCAGACAAUGUUUCGUAUAACCGACGAGCAUCUGCGUUCGGAGUUCUUGCCGGAGUAACCUCGGGAUCUUAUCUCUGCGGAACCUUGGCGGCUCGUUUCUUAUCCGUCGGUUUAGCAUUUCAGGUUGCUACAUUUGUAUCACUGUUUGCUGUGGUGUACAUGAGAAUAUUCCUUGAAGAAAGUAUACCUGCAGAUCAAGCCGAAGGGAUAAUCGAACCGAUCUUGAGAGAAGAGGAAGAAGACGUUACUCGAAAGGACGGUAAUGCACCGGCAAAAAUGUCCUCAUUCAAGAAAAUUCCAUCCCUGGGGGGUGUUAUUUGCUUGCUGAAGAACAGUCCAUCAUUAGCCCAAGCUGCAGUUGUUGCUUUCUUCAAUUAUCUUGGAGAGGGUGGGAUGGAAUCUUCAUCACAGUACUAUAUAAAGGCUCGUUUCCACUUUAACAAGAACCAGUUUGCUGAUUUGAUGCUAAUUAGUGGAAUUCUAGCAACCAUUUCCCAGUUGUUUCUAAUGCCCUUACUGGCAUCUCGCAUAGGAGAUGGAAGGUUGCUUUCGGUAGGACUUUUCGUCGCCUGUAUAUACGCCUUUCUUUACAGUAUAGCCUGGUCAGCUUGGAUCCCAUAUGCUGCAACUGCAUUGACUACCCUCAUGGUCUUUGCACCGCCGUCGUUGCAAAGUAUUGCAUCAAAACAAGUUGGCCCCAGAGACCAGGGAAAGGCACAGGGGUGCAUCGCCGGCAUAACGUCUUUGGCCAAUAUCAUCAGUCCGUUGAUUUUCAGUCCUUUGACAGCAUUGUUCCUGUCGGAAGAAGCACCAUUUCAUUUCCCUGGAUUUAGUAUCAUUUGCAUAGCAAUCACUUUGAUGAUUGCCUUCGUUCAAAGUUUGACGAUGGGGAGAGCUCCUUCAAAUACCAAUGGCAAAAACAACAGAAACAGUACAGAGGUUUAGAUAUAAGAAAGCUAGUGAAAGAUCAUGUGCUACUACUGCCAAGGAAAUGAAAUAGACAGAAUAGAAGAGCCACAUAAAUAUCGUAAAAGCAGAGCAGUGAACACAAAUUUGUAAAACUCCACUCAGUUUAGGUUUUAUUUUUGUACAAUUUGUAGUUGAUAGUUACCAUAGCAUAUAACCACUCAACUAAAAGAGCCCCUCUGGACCAUUCCCUCCAUCAAUCUGAAGCGUUGUCACUGUUGGAAUUGAAUGCCAUUCUAAGAUCUAGAAGUUCUCUGCCUACUGCCGAUGCAUUUUCUUCAUUCCGUUCUGGGCUAGUCCCUUGUCUUUGUAAUGAAAAUAAGUGCAGCAUCAGGUCAUGCGGCAUCGUUAGUCG